AUGGCGCGCCGUCUGGGCCCUGGCGGCGCUGCCGAGGGCCGUGUUGCGCGGCUUCGGCAGCUGGCUCUCCAACAGGGUGCGGAUGCUCUUGAGGGUGAGCUGGCCAUCGGCCUGCAGAUGAUUGACCUCCAAACCAUCCUAUUGCUGGGCCGUGGAGCUCGGCUUGAGGGUCCUGGAGGACACUGGCAAGAUGGUCAGCUUGGUGGGGACAACAGGUGCAAGAUUCUGCUUCUCAUCUUCAUUUGCGGCCAUGACACGAAGCUGGUGCCGCUUGAAGAGUUCGUGCGCCUUGAGGGCCAUCGCUGGGCUUCGUCGUGGACCAGGGGCCGUGGCAGCGUCUAUCGAUUAGAUCGAUUUGGUCAGCGUGGGGAAGCAUUGCUUCUCCCGAGUUUCUGUCGAGUGGAAGAACCGGAGGUCCCCAUGUAUGUGGACACUGAACAUGGGCGAAGAGACACUACCUGGCUCUGCCCCGGAUUGACCAAGCUAGCUGCUAAUGUGGAUCCGCAGAAGCUGUCCUUGUCCGAACUUCUUCAAACCAUACAGGGCACGGCUUCGAUGAUGCUGGUCCUUCCGGCAGCAAAGUUGGAAUUCAAUCAUCCUCCCGGCACUGCAGACUUUGGCCGCCGUGCCUCAAGAAGGUGUCCGUUUUAUAUCAAAGCCUUUGAACUCGGAGCUAGAUUGGAGCUGUCAAUGGUUCCACCGCUGAAAUCACGCACGGGAGAUCCUGACUCAGUGGAUGCGCAGAUCCUGGAUGAGCAACUUGGAGCACAGCUCUUUUCAGUUCUGGGCCACAAGGCGCUUCUCUGUAUUCGACGCUUAGGAGGCCCAGCUCUCGACAGGCGCAUUGCCGGGGCCUCUUUGGAGGACAUUGCAGCGUACCUAACUGGCACAUGGAGAAGCAGCUUAGCAGUCGCCCCGAAAAGCUGGGCGCGACUGAAUGCGGUUACUGAACGCUGCUGCUAUCUGGAGGCUGCUGUAGGUCCAGUCCUAGGGUCCGGGAGUUUCGUAGCAAGGACCGAGCGGAGCCAAUGCGACGUUUGCGGUUCGCCAGCGAUAGGCUCGGAAGUGUCUGAGGAGGGCCCAACGCUUUCUGUUUGCCGUGACUGUGCAGCCUUCGUGCCCGGCUCUCAGGCCUUUGCAGCAAAGCAGGCGCUGGCACAGCAUACAUGUCGUCCAGAGCAUCAACUAGUGGGCUCCUUUGACUCUGGCUUGGAUGACACGUUGGAAUCCAGCGCAGAUCAGUCAGAAAAUCCUGCCUUCUCUGGGAACUACAUGUGGCCAGCGGGGACAGUGUCGCACGAUAUGCUUGUGCUGGCAGUGGGUGGCAUGCUGUCCCUGCGGCCGCCGAGGAAGGGUUGGCCAGUGAACCUCGAAACUGAGCUACACAAACAACUGCAACUUGUCAUUGGCUGUCGUGCCAGAUCUCUUCGAGUACUUGGAACGGCUGCCGAGGCUGAAAGCCCGAACCUUCUGGUAAAUUUUCUGCUCCUGCAUCCAGCACUCUUCUAUGCUGGCCAGGAAGACAUGUCAACAGAAGCCCCAGAAGACGUUCCAGGCGAAGUGGACCCCGGAGUACCACUAACAUGGUACGAGCAUUUGCAGACCGAGCUGCGGAAAAUGGCAGAGGCACAGAAUGAGCGCAAGACUUGGACAAAAGGCGAACAGGACGUUGCGGCUCCACUUCUUCUAGUGAGUGACAAGAAGCGCGUCACCUUGCCUUGCAGCCUCCUACUGCUGAAACAUGAUGUUGGAUUUCCUACCUUUGAGCUACAUGAGCGGCCUCCAAGCAAGGUUGUCCUUGCGAUGCACGAUGAUGUGAAUGCCGUGCUGGACGAUGUCCGAGAUCGGGAAGUCAAUGACCCUCCGGCUCUCAAUGCCAGCCCCGGACGGCGGCGAAAUUCUACAACGGAGCGCAGGGCCACUGUUGCAGAAGUAGCAAAGCGAGAGGUGAACCCAGAGUUCACUGCUUUAAGGCGCAUGACCGAACUGGCAAAGCCACACUUGUCCCGGGAUGCAGCCGUCUCGGAUAUGAGGCUGGAACCGAUACCGUCGUUGAAGCAAGAGGAGCAGAAGGAGUGGCAGGACCUAGCAGCUCCGGAAUCUCCGAGCUCUUUGAGAGCCGAGGAUCACUCCACAGUCAGCGAAAGUGGCCUCGGAAAGACCAAUGACUCCGAGUUUUUUUCGGAGUUGGUGGCUGAGCCACCAGCGUACGAUGCGUACGAAGGCCGUGGUGAUUCACCUGAACGUGCACACGACGAUGCUGCUCAUCAGACCUCCGCUCUGCAGCCUCGAUUUCAAUCAGAUGCAGACACGCUGAUGGCAGGAGGGCCAAUCCAAGUGGAUUCUACAGAGUUUCUGCAGAGUCAGACUGGUGCAGAAGCCUCUUUGGACGGAGCAGAGAGAGCUUGGCAGGAGGGGACGGCUGUAGCAGAUGUGGAGAAGGCAAAUGCUCCUGCGCCGAUGCCACUUGUUGAUGACGAGAGGUUGCCCGGACCUGCGGCUCCCGUAGCUUUCGUACAGCCAGGUGACCUGACAGAGCCAGCCAAAGGCGAGCAAGGGGAAGCUGAAGGUUCCAGUCCGGAGCCUGACGAAGCGUUGGGUGAGGAGGUAAAGAAAGUCAAUCGAACUGAUAGCCUUCGUGACCUCCAGCCUGCAAAGGAGAACUUGAAAGCAGCUGUCGUGUCUGCCAUUUUGGUGUUUGAGCCAUCACUCGAACAGUUGGCAGUCCGCUUGCGGGCGCUGGUGGAGGAGAACCAAGAGGUCAAACAUGUGGAAACCUUGCUGCAACGUUGGGGCCAGGACCAAACAACGUGCACUGUGCAGCCGGGCAAAGCCUGCCUUGCUAUUGUCAGCCGUGAUCUACGUCCAUUGGACGGGCCCAAUCCCAGUGCCCUGGACAUCUCCGUGAAGAACUGCAACUAUCCUCUUACAGCCAUGCUCCUCAGGUAUGUUCCGUUGGAUCUUGAUGCAGCUCUCGUUGAUGUGCUCAAUGGACACAACCCCCUGACUGGCCAGAGUCUUUUGUAUGCAGCAGUGAGGUACUCCAACCGUUACACGGCUAGUGUAGUGGACGAGCUCUUGAACCGCCGAGUUGACAUCAACGGUCCUGGCAGGGCACCCCCCGAAGUCGAGAUGAUGAUUGUCAGCUGCGUGCGUCGAGCAGAGCUGCCUCUCCUCGUACAAGUGCUUGGACACCGAGCUGAUGUCAAUGCCAAGUCUGCAGACGGCAAAACUCUUCUGCAGAUCGCCGUUGAGCGAGGCAACGAGGAGAUCCUGGCCGCCCUGCUCAGAAGUCCAGGCUGCGAGGUCAAUGCAACGAAUGCUUGUGGGCGCACUGCCCUGGUCUCUGCUCUGCGCACAGGGCGUCCGCCAUUCCCGUUGGUCCAGCAGCUGCUGAAUGCACGAUGUGACGCCUCAAAGCCGGAUGUGGCUGGAGUGCAACCCUUGUUCCACACAGCCAGCAUUCCGGAGGCAGGUAUCCACGCUACGCUGCUUGCAAGUCGUGCAAAUGCUGAUGCUGUCGCGAGCCCAAGUACUGACGAUAGGACUCGACUCCUGCAUGUGGCGGCACAUGCCAAAAAUGAGACGCUGCUGACUUGCCUUCUUGAAGCGUCGGCGGAACCAAAUGCACGCGAAAGCUUUGGAAGGACAGUUUUGCAUUUGGCCGUUUCUCAGAAGCUGUCCAACGCUACAAUUUCUGCAAUACUGGAUGCGCAUGCGGAUCCAAACCUUACCGCAGGGCAAGGUGCUGGUGGCGAGAGUCCGUUACGUCUGGCGAUCUUGGCCCAGUCUCCGGCCGUGGACCUCUUGCUUAAGGCCAGAGCUGAUCCAAACGGACGCAAUCUGGCCGGCUGCACUGCUCUCCAGGCUGCCUUUUGUGCAAACAGCGGUAGUCCAGACAGAUCAGACAGUCUGAAGAUGUGUGAGCUUUUGAUGUCUUGGCGCGCUGAUCCCCUAUCUCAGCGGCGCACCCUCCUGACAUCACGGGAGUCUUCCUACAUGAGCUCCCUAAGUCGUACCGUGCCGACAAUACCUCCACUUGCGAGCAUGACAGUAAGCCUACCGAUUAGUGCCCAGGUCACAUCGGUCAUGCAGCAUCCAAAGUACUUGCCCGAAACCUGGACGCAAGCUAGGUUCCGUCGCCGACGCGUGAAGCCAGGUGCAGCUGAGCAGAUCGAAGAUUUUGAUCCGCUUUUCCCAUUGACACUUCCACCGCUAGACAGGAGGUUCAACCGCACAUUGGAUCCGCGGCAAAAACUGCCAUGGCGGACAACUUGA
Symbiodinium pilosum is the source of this 4278-nucleotide messenger RNA. Lineage: Eukaryota; Dinophyceae; Suessiales; Symbiodiniaceae. The record is from the annotation of a GenBank genome assembly.